Molecule: messenger RNA, 1077 nt
Organism: Contarinia nasturtii (swede midge)
Lineage: Eukaryota; Metazoa; Arthropoda; Insecta; Diptera; Cecidomyiidae
Exons: 5
Coding region: 206-958 (250 amino acids)
Source: RefSeq, a predicted model, not a curated record
UUGUUUCACAUCGACGGAAGUCAGUCAUAUGAAAUUAAUCGAACGAUAAAGUUAUAGAAAUAUUUUUGUUACCAAAAAAAAAAUCUUUUUGUUUUUUCUUUCCUCUUACAUCCACGCACCAACCGAUUCUUUUUUCAAUUCGCCCAGCGAAUUUAAAUAAAAUUUUUAAUUCGUUUUAUUCUCAAUCGGCAGAAAUAAAAUAAAAAUGUCACGACCUGCAACAAGAGGGGCUCGCAGAACUCGCAUUUAUGACAGCAACUAUAAUGCAAGUCAAAAUUAUUAUAAACCAACACUUGACAACUUAGAUCGUAAACUUUACGGAAGACCAUUGACAACAGAUCGCUUUGAUUCACCAAAACCAACAUUUUUUACUCCAACACGCGAAGCAAGAACUCCAUUCGAUGAUCAAUCAUUGAACGAUGCAAGACGCCGUGCUGACCGAGUCAUUCAAGAAGAUUCAUUCUUUGAUGUUCGCGGUGCUCGUGUACCAAAAAGCUCCAUCGGUGAAACAAUCCGAGAAUUUGAUGAUGAGUUCAAAACAACGAUAAACAAAAUUCGCUCGAAUAAAGCAAAAGUUGCAAAUUUCGCCGAUGAUCUGGAUUUUGAAGAUACGGUUGAUUCGUUCAAGCGUCGUGGCCGUGCGGCCGUUGCUGACUUUGAUGCUGCUGUAGACGACAGCUAUGGCAAAACAGCCAGUUCGAUAAAGAAGAGUUCAUACAAAUUGUCUAGUCGCCGAGAGGAGGAAGUAGCCGAACCGGUUGCUGUUACAAAAUGGUCGGCUGUAUCAUCGAUAACUGAUGAUUCUGGUGCAUCGGCACGUGCCAAAGCAACCAAAGCUCGGCUAGACGAUUUGGAAUCGGAGAUGUUUGAUCGAUCGGAAAAACAGGCCGCCCGCGAAAAGCGAUCACAAGCAUUACGAAAGUUUAUUGCCGAUAUUGAUAGUGAUUUAGCGGAUUAAUUUCACCCCCGCAACAAUAAAAAAAAACAACAGCAAAUAAACAAACCACAUCAUCAAUCUAACCACAUAUCGUCAAUUUUGACGCCAUCAAAUGCAUUGGCGCACAUACUAGAAUAACA